Molecule: messenger RNA, 1140 nt
Organism: Cimex lectularius (bed bug)
Lineage: Eukaryota; Metazoa; Arthropoda; Insecta; Hemiptera; Cimicidae
Product: short stature homeobox protein-like
Exons: 5
Biological process (GO): regulation of transcription by RNA polymerase II
Cellular component (GO): nucleus
Molecular function (GO): sequence-specific double-stranded DNA binding; DNA-binding transcription factor activity, RNA polymerase II-specific
Source: RefSeq, a predicted model, not a curated record
UUUGAUAAAUCGACCCACUUCUCGACUGGCACUCAUCGCUUCCCCAGGUCACUGCAGUCAGGGAUUGGCUCCGGCCAGAGUUCUCCCUGCCCGAGCAAGGCGAGCAGCAACAAACAGAGGAGGAGCAGGACGAAUUUUACCCUGGAGCAGCUCAACGAGCUCGAACGCCUCUUCGACGAGACGCACUAUCCUGACGCCUUCAUGAGAGAAGAACUCAGCCAAAGGCUCGGACUCAGCGAAGCCAGAGUUCAAGUUUGGUUCCAGAACAGAAGAGCCAAGUGUAGGAAGCACGAGAGCCAAAUGCACAAAGCCGCUGGACUCAUGCUGUCUGGACAUGUAAACAACGCAGCACCCGUGACAACUCCUCUGGAACCGUGCAGAGUCGCUCCUUACGUGAAUCUCCCUCGUUUGCCGUCGAUCCCUUUUCCAGCCGCAACCAACACCUUCUCGGCCUUCGAUCCAGCAUUCAUUUCGGCGGCACAACAGUAUGCUGCAGCUGCUGCGGCAGCGGCUGCUUUGAACCCGAGCAGCGGUCCUCUCCUGUUCUGUCCCCAGUACGGGUUCGCCGCCCUCGCCGCCUUCCACCACGACCGCCUCCUCACGAAAAACUCGUCGAUCGCGGAUCUCAGGCUGAAAGCGAAGAAACACGCCGAAGCCUUGGAACUCGACAGAGAGAAAGAGCCCCUGGGCUCCUAGGAUAACAGCUAACGGUUUAAAAUGUACAUACGAACCAUUCUAUUCCCUUAGAUUUCUUUGUUAAAUACCUCCUUAGAUAACUAUUUAGCUGUAGGCCUUAUAUGCAAAAAGUGUCAUAUUUUCAUCUUACCUACGCCUUAAGUGACAAAAGAAAAGUGUAAAAAUUAAUUAAGGAAUGGUUGAACCUUGCUAGAAGGAGAAACAGUGAGAAGGUGAAAAUGAUUUAUUUCAUAGAUGUAUAAAAUAAAAAAAAAAAAGUAAGAAUGAUGAAAUGUGUGAAUAUAUGUCUUGAACGAUCUCGUUUGAAGAAUUUCUUUAAAAAAUUAUUUCUUGCAAAAUAAACGAGUCAAACUUGUACUAAAUUGUGGACGAAGAAGCGAUUUUAUUUUCUCAGCCUACUAAAAAAAGAUUUCUAUACCAAUUUCAAGAUCACGUAUCAUCCAA